Onthophagus taurus is the source of this 2041-nucleotide messenger RNA. RefSeq lists its product as uncharacterized. Gene Ontology annotation, molecular function: oxidoreductase activity, acting on CH-OH group of donors; flavin adenine dinucleotide binding. The record is from RefSeq and is a predicted model, not a curated record. Lineage: Eukaryota; Metazoa; Arthropoda; Insecta; Coleoptera; Scarabaeidae.
UUGGGCGCUUUUUCUAUAUAAAAGACUCGGUCCCGGUAAAAUCGCGAGUACACUUGCGAAUUUCAGGUUGAUUAAAACGAGGAUGAAUCAUCGCGUUUAUUUCGCGGUGCUUUUGGUUCUUCAAUUGGCGGUCUUCAUCAACGCUGAAACCCAACCGAAAGGGGAAUUACCGGAUGUGAUUCGGAGGAAGGUGCAGAAACUGAUCGAUGAGAAGAAAAUUAAGCGCGAUUAUGAGCCGUACGUUGAGCCUGAAUUGAAAGAUGAAGAAGAAUACGAUUUCGUAAUCGUUGGUUCCGGCUCGGGAGGUUCCUCAUUAAUAAACCGACUUUCCGAAAUCAAAAAAUGGAAGAUUCUCGUUUUAGAAGCGGGGGGAGAUCCAGACAUUCUCACCGACAUGCCCAUUUGGGCCCCUUUGGCUCAUUUCACAGACCAAAAUUGGCGCUUUUACACCGAGCAAGAAGACAAUUUCGCUUUGGGAUUUAAAAAUAAACGGAUGCAUUGGCCUCGCGGGAAAGGAAUCGGGGGAUCAUCACUUUUAAAUUACAUGGUGUUCUCGAGGGGUGCUAUUUAUGAUUACGACCGUUGGGGAUCGUUAGGUAACCCUGGGUGGAGCUACAAAGAGUUAUUACCAUAUUUUAAAAAAAUGGAAAGAUGUAAAAUCGGGGUUAAAGACGAUGAAGUUCGAGGGAAACAAGGAGAGCUUCACGUUGAAGAUUCGAAACAUCGCACGAAAGGGGUCGAAAUUUUCUUGGAGGCUGCUAAAGCCUCGGGGUAUAAGUACGUCGAUUACAACGGGAAAGAACACGUUGGGGUUUCUUACGUUCAAUCAACCACGAAAGACGGGUUGAGGUGUUCCGGGGAGCGCUGUUUCAUUCGCAACGCUAAAAACCGCGACAACUUAACGAUUCGCACAAAGAGCCACGUCACCAAAGUCAUUAUCGAUGAAAACAAGAAAGCUAAAGGAGUCGAAUUCGUUAAGAACGGAAAAACUUACAAAGUUUUCGCCAAAAAGGAAGUUAUUUUAUGCGCGGGCGUUAUCAACUCUGCGCAUCUUUUAAUGUUAAGCGGGGUAGGGCUAAAAUCUGAGUUGGAAAGGUUUGGAAUUGAGGUGAAACAAGAUUUACCCGUCGGAAAAAAGAUUUAUGAUCAUCCCGCUUAUUGGGGAUUAACAUUUACGGUUAACGAAAAAUUAGAUGUUGAUAGAGCCAAGUUAUUCGACGACGAAACUUAUAUCAACUUAUAUAAUAAAGGAACUGGGUCUCUGCAUAACACCGGGGGUUUAGAAGGAGUCGUUUUUUCAACAACAACCGCCACAACCCACAAGAAUUUAUCUGAUAUUGAAAUUCUAUAUUGGUCAACUCAUUUGGGGUCCCAAAACGAUUACGGAUUAGGAGCCUCGAUGGAAUUAUCGCCCGAAAUUUACAACAAAAUCUAUUUACCAUUAAAAAAUAAAAACAUAUUGAGCGCAUUCCCCAUCCUAAUGCGCCCAGAAUCUUAUGGACGCCUCGAAUUGCGCUCCAAAGAUCCGUUUAAAUACCCAAAAAUUUACGGCGGAUAUUUCACCGAUCCCAAAGGGGUAGAUAUGAAAACGAUGAUCGCUGGAAUUCGCGAAACAAUCCGCAUAUUCACCGCGGAACCUUUCCAAAAAUACGACGUAAAAGUCGUUGAUACGAAAAUACCCGGUUGUGAGGAGUUUUUGUAUGACACCGAUCAAUAUUGGGAGUGCGCCGUGAGGCAUUUAACUUCGACUCUUUACCAUCACACGACAACGUGCAAAAUGGGGCCGAAAAAUGACCCGGAAGCCGUGGUUGAUCACCGAUUGAGAGUUUAUGGGAUUGAGAAUUUGAGAGUUGCAGAUACGAGCGUUAUUCCGGUACAAAUAACCGGGCACACUAACGUUCCUGCUUAUUUGGUGGGCGAAAAAGCAGCGGCUUUGAUUAUUGAGGAUCAUAUCGAGAAGGAUAACUUAAAAGUUGAGCUUUAAUUUUUUUCUUAAUUAUAAAAAUUAAUCAAUUUAAUUUUAUAAUAAAUUAAAAAAUUA